GUAUUGCAUGCCUCCAUCUUCAAAAGAUGCUACUCCUUCUGAUGAUAGCAGGAAGUGGAAGGCAGCUCCUGGAGCUUUGUUGCAGAGGAAAAUACACCGUCUCGACAGUGGCCAGAUCCAAUAUCUCCCAGCGCAUGAGAAGGAUCAGAUCCAAAAUUUCCGUAAUUGGAUGCAGAGUGGUUCAGAAACAACUACUCAAUCAGCCCCCGAGUCACCAGUGAUUGGGUUGAUCGAGAACUCAACUGCCAACAUGCCGAAUACAGACAUUCCUGGGACAUCAAAUGAUCCAAAUCCUGAAGCACCCAAGCUUACUCCUGCAGCGACUGAAGGUACCUCAAGUGAUGUUGGAACUAACAGUGGUAGAGCCGAAGGAUCGAGAGAUCCUGCUGUUCGAGUAGUACCCUUCCAGUCUAUGCCAUAGUCUACCCAGGAGGAAUUGGGUAAAGAGCUCUUUGAUGAUCCAUUGUUGUGUAUAGACAACGUGAAGAAACUCGCAGACUAUAUGCAGUGGAGUUUUAAAUAUACCAAGGUAAACUUUCUUCUGCUGCUACUUGCUUAUGUCGAGUAGUUGGUGGCGUCUAACCAAUCUUGCUUUGUAUUUUGUAGGAAGUUGCCAAUCGGUCCUUCUUGAAGUCACAUGCUUUGUAUAAGACUGUUGACAAUCGAAAGAUCUUGGAGCAGCAGAAUGCUCUAAUUGCCAAACGCCUUGAUGAGUCUCUUGCUACACGGAAUAAGCUUUACGAAGCAAACCGAAAGCAUCAUCUAGAGCUUUGUGAUAUGAAGCAGCAGAUCAAGAGCCUUCAUGAAGAGAAAGCCAAACUCCAAGAACAACUACAGACUGCUCGAGACUGUAAGUAUUUUGACCCUUGUCUUGACAUUGUUUCACCAAUGAUUUGAAUAAUCACUAAAAUAUGCUUUCAUCAGGCUCUCCAAGCGACCAUAAUCGACUUGUAGCAGCAGCUCAGGUUAUUGUAGAUAUGGUAGAUUCUGAAGAGGGGUCGUCGAGUAGUAAGUCUUUAGUAGACUGUCUAGAGGAGGCUCCCAAGAAACUCUUCGAUGUCAUGACGGCCACCUCCAAGAAUUAACUGACCCAUAUGAUUGGAGUUGUCAAGUCUUACUGGCCUCAGCAUAAUUUAGCUCCCAUUGCUAAAGGAAUAGCUCCUGAUUGUUCUGAUGAGAAAUUCCAGAGCUAUUGUAAAGAGUCAGAAGUAAUUGCUGAGGAGAUUUUGAAGAACUUGGCAGAAUGAUCUGCUUGUAACAGCUCUUGUCAUCUUCUGUAAGAUCUUGUCUUUGUAUAUUUUGCUUUUAUCCUA
Messenger RNA from Panicum virgatum (switchgrass), 1313 nucleotides. RefSeq lists its product as uncharacterized. Bases 8 to 421 code for a protein of 137 amino acids. The record is from RefSeq and is a predicted model, not a curated record. Lineage: Eukaryota; Viridiplantae; Streptophyta; Magnoliopsida; Poales; Poaceae. The transcript has 2 exons.